Acipenser ruthenus (sterlet) is the source of this 6235-nucleotide messenger RNA. Its product is annotated as golgin subfamily A member 1. Lineage: Eukaryota; Metazoa; Chordata; Actinopteri; Acipenseriformes; Acipenseridae. The transcript has 24 exons. The coding region runs from base 351 to 2873 and encodes 840 amino acids. Gene Ontology annotation, cellular component: Golgi apparatus. The record is from RefSeq and is a predicted model, not a curated record.
UGUUAGCGGGUCUAAUCGCAACUCUGCUCUCCCUAUCUUUCCGCAGUCGCCAAUGAGCGUGCACGCUACGGCCCUGAUGCUCGGGAGACGUCAUCGGCCACAUACACCGACCCGGGAGAGGCAGGCAAAAGAAGUUGAAGCUGGAUAAAAACAAACUCUGAUUUAAAAAUAUUUUUUUUUAUCUAAUUCUAAAUUAGUUUAGAGAGAAAUGAACGGCGACUGCCAAAUAUGAUUUCAUUUUCGGGAUUGAGAAGUUAAACCAGUGAACUGACUGACAGGCUUCAGGCGUUGAUAAGCUGAGGUGACACUGCUGCUGGACUCUUUUGAACUCGCUCACUUUAACACUCGGGAUGUUUGCAAAGCUGAAGAAGAAGAUAGCAGAAGAGGCAACGACUGUUCCCCGCUCCGGGGCUGGAGGGCGCAUUCCCAGAUCUGUCAGCAAGGAGUCCAUCACUUCAGUGGGAGCAGACUCUGGAGAUGACUUUGCCUCUGAUGGGAGCAGUUCCAGAGAUGAUCUGUCAUCCCAGCUCCUCAGAAGAAAUUAUCAAAUUAGGAAACUGGAGGCGAAAUUGUCAGAUUAUGCUGAACAGCUCCGCAUCUUGCAGAAGACAAAAGAGAAGCUUGAAAUUGCAUUAGAAAAACAUCAGGAUUCUUCAAUGAGGAAACUGCAAGAACAGAAUGAAGCAUAUCAGGCCAGCCGAGCAAAGAUGUCUGAGGGAAUGGAACUGGCGUUAGAAACAAAGGAUCAGGAAUGGAAAGAAAAGUUGUCAAGUCUUGAAAAGGAGAAGAAUGCCCUCACAUUAAAGCUGGAUGAAAUGAUGGAGCAGAGCUUGAAUCUGUUCCAGAAGAGAGACGAGCUGGAUGAGCUGGAGGGCUUCCAACAGCAGGAGCUGGCUAAGGUUAAACAUAUGUUGAUAAGCAAAGAAGACAUUUUGAUGCAAAGGGAAAAGGCACUGGAGAAUCAUGUUUUAGAUUUGAAGCAGACCAGAGAGGAGCUACGACAGACAAGUGAGAAACUGGCAAGCCUGGAAGAAAACAAACAGUGCUUUGAGACUCGGAACAGAGAGCUUCAGACAGAGAGGGAGGAAUUGCUUGCUACAUGUGUGGAAGCAGAAAAAAAGAUAACCGAACUGGAAAAGAGAGGCCAGGAGCUACAGACUGUCGUUCAGCAAGUCUCAGAAGAUUUUCAGAAGGCUCAAAGUGCAGCUGCAAUGCUCGAGAAGACUUUAAGCUCCCUACAGUCGGAGCACGAGUCUCUAAAAUUACAGCACAAACAGCACAAACAAAAGAUGGCUAAUGCGGUGGAAGAGAAAGAUAAACAGAUUGCACAUCUACAAGUCAAAGUUUCUUCACUAGAGAAAAGGAUUGAUAGCAAUCUUUCAGAGGAUGAGCACUUGCAAGAGCUUCUUAAGGAGAAAUCAUCCCUGGAACAGAUGGCAGAAGAAACCAGACAGCAACUGCUAGAGACCUGCACUAGCCAUAGUGAAACUGUGUGCUUAUUAGAAACACAGAUUUCAAAACUUAACAGCAAAGUAGCAGAAGUACAGACUUUACUGAAACAUAAAGAUGACUCUGCACGAUCGUUGAGAGAAGAAAGCGAGAACCAGAUAAGUGAACUUGAACAAAGAAUACAAGAGUGUAACGAAAAAUUUAAGAAAAGUGAAGAACAAAUUAAUGACAAAGAAGCACAAAUUAAAAAGCUGUGUACUGAUUUUGAAGCCGAGAACAACAAACUUCAACAACAUAUCGCUACUGGACGCCAUCAGAAUACAGAAAGGGUUAACAGAUUGGAAGCUCAAAUAUCUGCCCUUGAGACUGCCCGCGAGUUUGAUAAAACAGCUGCUCAGCACAGGAUAAGUCAACUUGAGCAGGAAAAUAAGAAUCUGAAAGAGAUAAGAACUGAAACAGAAAAUACUUUGAAGAAACAGGAAGCUGAACUGGAACGUGCAAAGACUGAAUUACGCAGCAGAGAAACGGUUAGUGUUGAAAUUGCAAAAGCAUUAGAAGAAACUCAGAAGCAAAAGGAAGAACUUCAACAGCAGGUUAUGAAGUUAACAAUAACUCUAGAUGACAAGGAUCUGUCAGUUAUAGAAAAAACUGAGGAGUUGACCAGGAAGGAAGAGGACCUGAAACAUCUUAAACAGGAGUUCGAAGCUGCACAGUCACAGCUACAGCAACUUCAGACAGAGAUUGAGAGCAUGAGAAGGACAACGGCUGAAAAAGAAGGUGCAGCAGAGACACAACUCAACAGCCAGAGACAGGAGGUGCGAACACAGACAGAGCAGCUGGAGACCUGCCAGACACAGGUGGUGCAUCUGGAAGCAGAGGUGCAGGCCCUGAAUGAGAGGCUGAACCCCCUGGAGGAUGCUGGGAAAGAACAGAACGGGGCCAUUACUGCAGACGAUGUGUCCGAGAUUCAGAGAUUGAACCGGGAGCUGGAGCACCAGGUUUCAGAGAAGAAUAAGACAAUUAAACAACUUCAACAGAGGUUAGCAGAGCUGAAAAAGACACUCCUGAAAGAGUUGAAAAUAAAAGCGGAAGCUGAACCCCCAGAUGUCAAAGAGAGGCUGGGCCCUGAACCCCCAACCAUCGUCAGCGCUGCCACUACAGUCACAAACAACUCGGACCUCAACGACUCACGGGAAAUCAACUUCGAGUACCUGAAACACGUUGUCCUCAAAUUCAUGUCCUCUCGAGAGGCUGAGGCAUACCAGUUAAUAAAGGCUGUGUCGAUGCUACUGAACUUCACACGAGAAGAGGAGGACAUGCUCAAGCAGACAUUAGAUUAUAAGAUGUCAUGGUUUGGGUCCAAACCUUCUCCAAAAGGUAUUAUUCGUCCCUCUGUGUCAGGUGCCCCGACACACUGGAACUGAAUCAAGUUUGACACUUGGAUCUAAGAACUGAAAGUGCCCUGGAUACAGUGGUGUGGGUGUGUGUAUGCGUGUGAGAAACUACACUAGAAACCAGAGCAGAUCAACUUUCCGAGUGUUUCCAAAUCACUGUUAUUACAGUGUUUUAGUAUGAGGCUUUACUUUUUUAAUGAAACUGUUUACAUCAAAGCAUCAUAUAAUGCAAAUUAUGAGACUUUCCUCUGGGGGAAAAUGUUUUUCAUUUGGGACAGAUUGUGGUGACUGUUGGUAAUAUGUGUUUGGGUUCUGUGAAAGGUAAUGUCUCUGGGUGCAGUAAAGGGGUGAAUUACGCAUUUAAGAUUUUAAAUAAUUUUUAAUUGCUGUGAUUUAAAUAAUGGAGAAUCAAACAAAUACUGAGCAUCUUUUUUCUUUUACAGAAGUGAUUGUAUGUUUUUGAUUGUUGGGACAGAUUUUAUAGUUGCAUCGUCUCCAUUCAAAGCAUCCUUUUUAAAAAUGAGAAAAAUAGGAAAAUAUUUCAGUGAAACCCCAGCUGUAUAGUUAAUGUAUACACUGAUACACUAUAGAUCUCAUCCCUCCAGUGUGCUGCACAGCUUGAUUUAUAAUUCACUACAUAUUGAUGUCCCCCAAAUAGGUGCAUGGCAUUUAGGAUGUAUGGAAGAAAUGAAUCAUAACUUCUUUUAGUUUUAUCUGACCAAUUAGAUUACCUUCUGGAUUGAGGACAUAUCUCAGUUGUAGCCUUAUUGGAGAAGUUAACCCUCCUUCGUAUUCGAUUAUCGAAUAGGCAUUUAUCAACGCUAAUCGAUGCUUUGACGUUUUAUUUUUCGAAAUAAAGAACAAACAUUCGUUUUUAACAGAAGAUCCAAUAACUAAAAACAGUUGUGCAUAAUAGUUAAACAAAAAGGCACAACUUGCAUUCAAAUUUGAACACGUAUUAAAAAAAAGAAAUACAAAGGACUUGAGUUUUUAACAACUGAAAAGAAUAUGCAUGUGUCUGCAUCAUAUGCCCCUUUAACAUUUUAAUAAUAAUAAAAAAUACUAUAUUUUAGCUGAAGUCAUUUUGAUCUGAACUAUGGUUGUUCAUUACUGUUACGUGAAUAGAAUAUGCCUACUUUUGAUUUGGCUUGUCCAAUGCGAAUGUAAAGGCUUAAAGUGUGUAUCCUAGCAACGUGCUAAUCUACUAUACUAGCACUGAAAGAAGCACACUCUCACACACUCAGUUUCAAUGCAAACCAGCAACAGGAGACUUCAAACUGGGUUCUAAUUUGAUGCAUCGAUUCACCCAAAUGUAAUCAAAGCUUGGGAAUUAAGAUGAUCAAUAAUCGAUGCAUCGAUUAAGUGUUAUAUAUAAAGGAUUUACAUGCAAUGCACACUAGAAUAUUACAGAUAAACAAACAACACUUUAAAGGUGCACAACAUAGAUACAAAAAAGUAUUUAUUUUAGCUGUGAAGGACUCAUCUGUCCAAACGUCACAUUGUGUAUUCAGUUUGGUGGCCACUGGUUUGACUUGAAGUUUGGUUUAUUUAGUACUGUGCAACAUGCAAGUUGACAUCUAGAAAUCCAGUAAGUGGAUAAGUACGUUUUUAUAUUGCUUGAGGAAUGUGAGAGGGAGAGGCCCCACUGACUGCCUGCACCACUCCCAGCUUAUUAAAGCGGUACUGACCAUUGGGCUGGGUUUAUCAAGGUCAAGGCACCAAAAGGUCAUUUGCAAUUUUUUUUUUUAAACUAUUCAUCUUACACAAUACUGGUAUCAAGCCACUAGUAUCUUUUGUUAUUAGUUUUUUUUUUUUUUUUUAAAAGAAUAAACAGUUUUUUUUUUUUCAGACAAUAUUGUUCAAAUUGCACUUUUGAUAAAUCUUUCCAUACAUGUGUUUUGUUUCUGUUUUAGUUCCUGUUAUUUCCUUGUCAUUUUUGUAGUUUUGUUUUCAAAUGAAACCAUGUUCAUAUAUUAAGAUAACACACACCUGCUUGUACAGUAUUCAUUUUGUAACUGCUGCACAACCUGUAAUGUGUUACUGCACUUACAAAACCAGCAAUUAAAAAACUCAACAUUCAGGAUUCUCUCUGAUUACAAAAUUAGAUUGGAACUGUGCGGUAUUGUAAAAAUUCCUGCACAAUCAUGUGAUCACUAAGAACCAAUCAGAGCCCUUAGUUUUCUGACAUUUUAUAGUAUUACCCCACAAAGAUAUUGAUUUGACUGGAAUUACUAAGCAUAGUUCGUACUGGCGUAUGUGCAUACGGCUAUUGAAACUGAACAUGCUGAGAAAUCAAUGAAUGACACCUUGUAUCCCAGUGAAAUAUGGAUCUCUGCUGUGCAUUGCAACACACAUCAACAGGACAGCACAAACAGCAAGGUUAAACAAACCAAAAUGAAAAACAACACAUUCUGCAAUGCUUACAUGAUCUGUUUCAAUGUAGCAUGCUUUUUGUAGAGGUGAACUGCUACCUCCGUCAUAGUGAAUAGUAUUUUAUAAUGUGAAAACAUACACCAUUUUAAAAUAAGGUUUUACCUGAAGAUUUUGAGAUGAGGUUGUUUUUAAAAUAUAAAAUAAUAAUAAAUAAAUAAUACUAAUCUGGGAAGCUACAACAUGUCUUCCUGCCUUGCAUUUAUGUAAAAUACAUUCCAUAUGAAUAUUUAUAUACAAACACUAUACAUAUAAUACAUUUAUAAAACACUGGAUGUGUAUUACUUUGGUUCAAGCACUUGCAGUAUUUACUUUAUAUUAGUAUUUAACCUCCCCUACAUAUAACAGGAGAAUUCAACUCGCACUAACCAUAUACAGCAAAUGUAUUUAUACAAGUGGUUGUAUAUUUCAGCUAAGUUCACACACACACACACACACACACAUUUUUGUACUCUGCUCAUGUCCACUGAGGAGGCCAGUGUAUGACUCAGUCUCGUAGACUGCUUAAUUGUAUUAUUCCAAAAUAUCAGUCCCCCUUGAAUUAGAAUAUUGUGGGAUGGCUCUGACUGUCUCAUGUAGAUACUGAGACUUCUCAGUAUGGAACUGAACUAGCUGCCAACUGGUUGUUCCUACUGGUUACGAGCAUAUAACUAUAACUUAUUUCAAUGUUUAAUUUAGUGUGGCCUGAAUUCUUUGUUGUAUUUGGUUAUGUUUAAGCAAGAGCAGUGUGUUUAGAGAGAUGGAUGACUCAAUGCACUUCGACAUGUAUAAUAUUAGCUGCUGUGGAGACACCUAUGUAAAUGCAUUAACUCACACUUCCUACCUUUUUUUUCCCUAUUUGGUGUUGUGAAGCUUGACAGGAAUAAUGUAAAAAACUAAGAUUAACCAGAAAGAUGUUUUGCUUGGGAAUAAUUUGUAGGUGCUCUACAUUCUUUUUUUCCAUUAAACUCACACAGAAUCUG